Papilio machaon (common yellow swallowtail) is the source of this 2233-nucleotide messenger RNA. Its product is annotated as BTB/POZ domain-containing protein 19. The record is from RefSeq and is a predicted model, not a curated record. Lineage: Eukaryota; Metazoa; Arthropoda; Insecta; Lepidoptera; Papilionidae. Gene Ontology annotation, molecular function: protein binding. The transcript has 10 exons. The coding region runs from base 393 to 1877 and encodes 494 amino acids.
GCCGUGUUAAGAAAUAACACAUAAAGCCUUUUAAAUCUCAGAAGAAUGUAUACAACACGGUUGUAGAAAAACGUCUUGUGUUGUUUUCGAGUUAUUUCAGUGCAAAGCUCUCGUUCGGUUUGAGGUUAUGUUUAUAAGUUGACCGCUAAGCUUACAAAAGCUGUAAUUAUUUGGUGUUUUAAUUAUUUGAGCAGUGAAUUAAAGUGUUAGUGAUCUGAGCAGCUUCAGAGCACAUUUAUUUUGAUAGUUUUAGUUUAGUAUAAGUGAUAACUCAAACACAGUACAUGUUUACAUAUUUUUGUUACUUGAAUAACGGCGUUUUCUACAAGUGAAGGCACUGUCUGUAUUUUGAAUCGAGGUGAUUUAGUAAAUCGCCGGUGUGUUGUGUGGCGAUGGCAGCGCUGAGCAGCCGGGUGGCAGGCGCGUGCUGCGCAGCGUCGGUGGAGCGCGCAGGACUGCCGGGCCUGCUCCGCGACCUGCUGCGCCUCGCCGAGGACCAAGACUCCGCGGAUGUUGUCUUUAUAUUGGGCACUGCAGAGGAAAAAGUGUAUGCCCAUAGAAUAAUCUUGUUUGCAAGGUGUAAAAGUUUUCAAAACACGAAGCGCGGAGAAAUUUGCCGAAUUCCUGGAUGUACUGUGUCGCCAUCUGUCGGCACUCAACCAACGCCCAUCCGCAUGCCGCACGUGCAACCUGAAACAUUCCGGCUUUUCAUUCAAUAUGUUUAUACGGGCAAGCUUCUGCUGCAAGACUCCGGUGUGUUCGAGAUGAUGACGCUGGCCGCUGACUUGGGCGUGGAAGAUCUGCGAGCAGCUUGCGAGGACCACGUCACGUCCACACUCAGUGUUGAGAGUGCAUGCACACUUCUUGCUGCUGCUAUGGAAAUUCAAGAUAGACCUGGUGGUAAGAGCGCCUCCUCGUUCAUGGAGCGGUGCAUCGCGUUUAUCGGCGAUAACGCGUCGGAGUGCGUCAAGACCAACGCCUUCCUAAAUCUGCCCAAGGAGGCGCUCAUCAAACUCAUCUCCUCUGAUUUUUUGUGCCUCGAGGAGGAGGAAGUGUGGCGGUGCGUGCUGGCAUGGGCCAAGCAGCGCGCCGGCGUCACUCAGCCCACCGCGCACUGGGCGGAGGAGGAGCGCGCGCGCGUCUGCCACCACCUGGCGCCUCUCAUGCAGCACGUGCGUCUGCUGCUCAUCGACAGCGCGGUGUUUGCGGAGGAGGUCGAGCCGACGGGCGCGGUGCCGAUGGAGCUGUCGCUGGAGCGGUACCGGCGCGCCGCCCUGCACUCCGCGCCCCGCCCCGCUCCCCGCCCCGACCCCGACAAGCGCACGCAGCCCAGGUUGGCGGUAAACCUGUUCGCGGGCUCGGCGAUCCUGCAGCAGGACAAGAGCGCCUUCCAGUCCCUCAUCAACACCUGGUGCGGCAGCCCGAAGCAGUCGUGGCGGCUGGUGUUCCGCGCCUCCGCGCACGCAUUCUCCGCGCACGCCUUCCACGCGCACUGCGACGGCGUCGCCCCCGUACUGCUGCUCGUGCAGCUGCAGCGCGGCGAGGUGAUCGGCGGCUACUGCGAGGCGGGCUGGGCGGCGGGGGGCGCGGGGGGCUACGUGUCCGCCGAGCGCGCGCUGCUCUUCUCCCUCGCCGAGCCCCCCGCGCGCUACCCGCUCCUCAAGAAGCCCUUCGCGCUCUGCCACCACCCCGACUGCGGUCCGAUCUUCGGUGCGGGCGCGGACCUGCUGGUGUCGCACCAGUGCAACUCCAACAGCGACAGCUACAGCAACCUGCACUCGUACGGAGACGCCGCUCCCGCCGCGCCCGCCGCCUCCCUCGCACCAGACUACAACUUCACCGUGCGCGAGUACGAGCUCUUCACCUGCGCCCCGUGACCUCUCGCCCCCACCACUCGCCCCCCACACUACUGUGUCAUCUCUGACUACAGUUACACUUAUUGUUACCUUUAUCUGAAACAGAAUUAUUUCUAUCCCAUACAACUUGCACUAUUAUAAUACGAAAAAAUUAACUCUGCCAACUGUCCACAAAUGUUUGCUUCGUGGUUAAUUUUGUGAGGAGCAAACGGUCAACAAACUUAUGAAAAGUUUUAAAUUAUACUAAGUAAGUACAUAAGCGCACAAAUAUAUUGAAGCUUUAAAUGUUAAGAAAUAAAGACAUAAGAUUAACAUUACUGUAUCUGUAAUUUUUUUUAAUAUAUCAUACUAUGUAAGUGAUAUAAUUAUACUUCGUA